Messenger RNA from Penicillium salamii, 717 nucleotides. The record is from the annotation of a GenBank genome assembly. Lineage: Eukaryota; Fungi; Ascomycota; Eurotiomycetes; Eurotiales; Aspergillaceae.
AUGCGCUCUACACUCCGGCUAUUGGCCAAUGUUAAGCCCCGGUACCUGGAGCCUUUCGCUCCAACCGGCUUGACGGGCCUUUUCACCCACCCCAGCCCUCGCCCUACCCUCAUCUACCUUUACUCCACCACUCUGCAAAAGCUUCAGGCGUUCCCCGAGUCCUCCGCAUACCGCCAGUCCGUUGAAGCGCUGUCCCGCAACCGUCUGCAAAUCGUUGAAUCGCAAAAGCCCGCCGGAUUCGAUGCCUGGCUAGAGCGCGUUCGGAAGACCGUGGGAGCCGAGCCUGAGCGGUUCGCCAAGGUUUCGCGCACCGAGGGUGCCUUCACCCACGCUGCUGCUCAACAAAAGGACGGCAGUGAUGUCGCCCGUGGUGAAGAAUGGGAUGGCGAAGGACCUCCCGUCCCCAGCGGUGGCCCCCGUACCCCGCAGGAACAGGCCGAAUGGGCUCAAAUCAUGGCCGAGGCCAGUGAAACCACCGAGAAGGCCGAGCACGAUUUCUAUCACCAAGAGAUGAAGUGGGAGAGCGAGCCCGCUCUCAAUGCCGAUCAGAUCUCGGAAAUCGAGCAGAAGAUUGGCGCCGGUCUUAUCGAGGAGGUUAUCCAGGUUGCUGAGUCGGAGCUCAAGCUUGUUGACGAGUUGGCCAAGGCCAAGGUUUGGGAAGAACUUGAGGAGAAGCCCCAGCCCGGCCAGUGGACUUACUUCGCGCGUGGUAACUAA